Messenger RNA from Salmo salar (Atlantic salmon), 2273 nucleotides. The record is from RefSeq and is a predicted model, not a curated record. Lineage: Eukaryota; Metazoa; Chordata; Actinopteri; Salmoniformes; Salmonidae.
UACAUGAAGUUGAAUGCAAUGCCAAGGUUAUAGGGCUAGAGUUCUAGGCUGCAUAUGUAGACAUAUAUUUCAUUUUUAUAAAAAAAAAAUAAUGUUUUAGGUAUGAAAAGUACUGAAAAAGUUGGUUGUGCAGUCAGCCUGGUAAAUGUUAAAGGCAUCCUUUCAGAGGGUGUUAUAUUAGCACCGCGUACGGAGCAUGCGCGUUUCUCCAAGGCCAGUUUCCAUAGCAGUGGUCGCACGGCGAGAUAAGUUCUCCAACUUAUGAUGAUUGACUGACACCCACCGUGCAAGUUCCUUUGAUAUGGAUCUUACUGUGCUUUUCGUUAUUGAACGCCAUCCGACAAACAUGAGCUGUUUUGGGCGGGGGCUGAGGCGGACGGCCCCUGCACGCGGCAGCAGCAGGAAUGAGCUGGUGACCCCCUCGACGGCAUCUCUCUCCAGGGUUAACGGCUGGGCCUGUCCCCCUCACUCCUUCCAGCUGGUGGGAUGGACCAUAUACAGCUACAUGGCUGUAGUUGGCUUUGGGAUCUAUAUUCCACUACUACCUUCACCCUGGAGCCACAUGGCCUACUCUCUGACUGGUAUAGCCUUCAUUGUGCACCUGGUCACCCAUCUAGCUGCCGUGUCUAUAGACCCAGCAGAGGCAGGCGUCCGUGCCAAGAAGAGCUACUCCAACCCACUGCCUGUCUUCGACAAGAAGAAACAACCUCAUGUUAUCCACAACCUACACUGCUACCUGUGUAAAAUCAAUGUGGACCCGAAAGUGAAGCACUGUGGUGUGUGCAACAAGUGUAUUGAAGACUUUGACCACCACUGUAAAUGGCUGAAUAACUGUGUGGGGGGUCAGAACUACUGGUACUUCUUUGUGACGGUGUUGUCUGCUACGCUGGGCGUCCUCGUGCUUCUCGUGGUCAUCCUGUUCAUCUUCAUCCAGCAUUAUAUGGACCCUGCCAGUCUCCGCACCGCACAACAGUUUGACAGUGUGAUGAGUAACGGGACGUGGCUGGUCUUCCUGUCUGUAGGUGUGAUGAGUAACGGGACGUGGCUGGUCUUCCUGCCCCUGGUACCCAUGGAGACAAGCUCAGGGAGUCUCCUGGUUGUAGCCUUCCUCACGGUCAUGUUGGCUACUGGCUCUCUACUGCUGCUGGUUCACCUACUGGGCUUCCACAUCUAUCUCUUGUUAAACAGAAUGAGCACGUAUGACUACAUUAUAACAAGACGGCGUAAACAGGCCAGCCAGCAGGACAUAGAGAUGGGCUUUCCCCAGUCAUCUGACAGCAACGGCAACGCAGGACAGAAUCAUCUGCAAAUGGAGCCCUCCAUGGAUUGUGAUGCGUUGUUGUCAGACAGUGUCAGCUGCAAGAAUCAGGAAACAGGAACUAUUUCAAGUCGACUUUCUGGAUCUUUCUGUACUGAGUUGGACAACUUCACUAAAUCAUCAGAAAAGGAAAAUGGCUUUUACUAUGGCACAGAGCUACCCACCCAGAUUAUACCAGGUGAAGUGGUGAUGGAUGACCCCUUGGGCUGGAGGUUGGGUGGAGGUGGAGAGGGCCCCAGAGCAGGCCAGUGUGAGGGGGUCCCCUACACUGACAGAGCUCAUCAGUAGCUGGUCUCUGAUGCUCUACAGGUGGCCACACACAGUACCUGAGGAACUAAAGGCAUUGACACGCCAUAGCGAACGUCGUCCGUGUGCAGUACAGUAGAUCACCUACUGGAUGUUGACUAACUGUGGUCGAUACAACAUGUUAAAUCUUUGGGAAAUGAACAAAGAAUGACUGUUGAUGUUGUCUGGUCAGAAGCCAUGGAAUCGGCCACCGGAAGCAGUAUUUACCCAGCACAGCACUGGGGAACAAAUAGAAUGUUCAUGCUGGAUUGAAGCUACCAUGAUGCCUCCAACGGACCUCCUGCUGUUGCCUAUGACGAUCACCACUUGGACCUGGAAAUGGAACUUUGGAUUCCGAGCUUCUAAAAUGCAUCAUGGAAUGUUAUGGAAUGUGCUAGUGAAUAGAACACAUUGGAUGCAACCUGGAUUCCUAUGGAAGAGGACAGACAAUGUGAUUUCUCAAAUCUUGACUGCGAUGGGUGACAUUUGCUUUUUUAAAAUAAUUUACUAUUUUAAUAGGAUAUAUACACUGAGUGAUGGGAAGGACAUUUAUUUUGUAGCAAUUUUAUGUAUUUUAUCUGAGGAUUUAAAGAAUUGUUUUACUUGCUAAUUUAGCCAUUUCAGAUCAUAAUGUUCUUGCCUGAAUUGAAUAAUAAAAUGUGUAAACAUA